GGGCACAGAAUGGGUCCGAUGUCAAGUGAGUCGUGACUCAAGACCGAGACUCAGACUUGAAGGAUGGUCACAACAUAUCCUACCAUUACUUUCCAUCAACAACCCUCUCUCAUUGUCAAGUACUACCAGCACAAGAUGAAUGUCCAAAACCUUUACCAUAACUUCAGCUUUCUCCAGAUGAAUGCUGCCGGCCACGUCGUGGGCAAUAACAUUGGCGGAGGUUCGACGGUCCAGAUCAUUUGGGUGGACAAAGUCAAGGCCACAGCGAACCUCUAUGUUGCCGCGGCGAACAGUUAUAUUACGAUCGAUGGAGCAAACCAGGUCGUAGGCGGCGCAAAUGAACAGCUGCUCCAGUUGGACCUGCAGGGAAACGGAAGCUAUGUAAUCCGUAAGGCGGGCGACACUAUUAACAGGCUGCUCCUCGAUAAACUCUCAGGCCCGGUCACCUAUGGUCCGGCUCCUCUCGCGGGCGCUGCGGACUUCAACAAGCAGUACUGGAUGCUCGUUGCGUCGAAGUAGUGAGAUGUUU
Suillus clintonianus is the source of this 529-nucleotide messenger RNA. RefSeq lists its product as uncharacterized. NCBI's taxonomy places the organism in Eukaryota, Fungi, Basidiomycota, Agaricomycetes, Boletales, Suillaceae. The transcript is spliced from 6 exons. The record is from RefSeq and is a predicted model, not a curated record. The coding region runs from base 64 to 519 and encodes 151 amino acids.